Molecule: messenger RNA, 2112 nt
Organism: Lolium perenne
Lineage: Eukaryota; Viridiplantae; Streptophyta; Magnoliopsida; Poales; Poaceae
Source: RefSeq, a predicted model, not a curated record
GAAAGCGGAUCAUCAUAUUACCACUCCGUUUAGUUGGCACGCGCACUAUAGUACUUAUUGUUUAGUACUCCGUGGUACAGUACUGUAGUUUCUCCACCACUUGCUCCACGACGUGCGCGCCAGAAUUUGGCUCCGGCGUCGGCCGGCUCCUUCGGAUUCUUGCAGCGACGGUUUGCGUCCAGUAGGUGUUCGAUCCCUGUCACUCUCGGCCGCUCUCCCACUCCAUGCACUCCGCCCCCGUCGUCCAAAUCUACAUACCCGUAUGUUCCGUAGCGCCAGGGUGACGACAUUUCCCCGUGCCGGCUUUGCUCUGCAGGUAGCUAGCUUGAGAUGGCGCCGGCGCUGAGGCUGCUGCUGGCGCUCACCGUGGCCGCGUGCGGCGCCGUCGCAGGGGCCGCCGCCGGCGGAGGCCGCGGCCGCGUCGACCUGUGGCCAAUGCCGGCGUCGGUGAGCCGCGGGGCCAGGACGCUCUACGUCGCCAAGGACCUCCGGCUGUCCACGGCCGGGAGCGCCUACGCCGACGGGAAGGCCAUCCUGGCGGGCGCCUUCAGCAGGAUGCUGGCCGUCGUCCAGAUGGACCACGCCAUCAACGGCAGCUACGCCGGCCUCCCCGUGCUCGCCGGCGUCAAAGUGGCCGUCCACUCUCUCGACGACGAGCUCAAGUUCGGGGUGGAUGAGUCGUACAAGCUGACCGUGCCCGCGACUGGGACUCCAAUCUACGCCCAAAUCGAGGCCCAGACAGUUUUCGGGGCGCUCCAUGCUUUGGAGACAUUCAGCCAACUGUGUUACUUCGAUUUCAUCUUGGGUGUGACUGGGCUCCAUUCGGCCCCUUGGACUAUCGUCGACGCGCCCAGGUUUCCUUAUCGAGGGCUUCUUAUUGAUACUGGAAGGCAUUAUCUUCCUAUCCCAGUAAUCAAAGGUGUAAUCGAUUCAAUGACCUACAGCAAGUUGAAUGUUCUCCAUUGGCACAUGGUGGAUGAGCAGUCCUUUCCUCUUGAGAUACCUUCAUACCCAAAGUUAUCGAAUGGUGCAUACUCUUAUUCCGAAAAAUAUACAAUGAAUGAUGCACUCGACAUUGUACAAUAUGCUGAAAAACGAGGUGUGAAUGUCUUGGCCGAGAUCGAUGUCCCUGGCCAUAGUCGCUCGUGGGGUAUAGGAUAUCCGGCACUGUCACCAUCAGCUACCUGUCAACAACCACUUGAUGUCAGCAACGACUUUACAUUUAAAGUGAUCGAUGGAAUUCUGUCAGAUUUUAGCAAGGUUUUUAAGUUCAAGUUUGUCCAUUUGGGAGGGGAUGAAGUCAAUACAAGUUGCUGGACUACCACACCACGCAUUAAAACAUGGUUGCUUCAACAUGGUAUGAAUGAGUCGGAUGCCUACAGAUAUUUUGUGUUGAGAGCUCAACAGAUAGCAAUAAAGCAUGGCUACGACAUUAUUAACUGGGAAGAAACAUUUAACAACUUUGGGGACAAGUUGGACCGCAAAACUGUGGUGCAUAACUGGCUCGGAGGUGGAGUUGCAGAGCAAGUGGUUUCUGCUGGUCUGAGAUGCAUUGUAAGCAACCAGGAUAAGUGGUACCUAGAUCACUUGGAUGCUUUAUGGCAAGGAUUUUAUAUGAAUGAACCAUGGACAAAUAUCUACAACCCGGAACAACGGAAGUUGAUCCUUGGUGGUGAGGUAUGCAUGUGGGGUGAACACAUAGAUGCAUCUGACAUUCAGCAAACCAUUUGGCCCCGUGCUGCGUGCAGCUGCAGGUAUAAUGAGCAAAAGCGGCUGUGGACACCCCUUGAGAAGCUCGCAAAGGACCCAUCAACAGUCACUGCAAGAUUGGCACGUUUUAGGUGUUUGCUGAACGAAAGACGGGUCGCUGCUGCACCGCUGGCUGGCUAUGGCCGCACGACACCAUCAGAACCAGAUUCUUGUAUAAGGCAGUAGGAUAUUUGGUAAAUACCAUUCAUACAGGAAUAAACAUCGUUCCCGGGCAUUCUUUUCGCUGCUUUGGGCAAUUAAAAGCCCAGAUAUAUGUAAUUGGGGAAGCUCUGUGCUGCAAGGGGUGUUCAAUAAUAUUGCAUUCCCCUUUUAGGUGGUAAUAACUGUGCCUGGUUUGCGAUA